AUGAUUUCAUUCCCUUUUGGAAAGGGCAAGAAAGACGAUCAGGCACAGAAGAAGCCUUGGGGGAAUGAGAACCCUUAUCGUGUGUUCGGUGUAACUGAAGACGCCCCUUAUGAGGAGGUCGAGGCUGCUUACAAAGAGCUCUGUGCUGAGAACGAAGGCAACGACAAGUACCUUAUCAAGCUUGAGAUGAUGAAGGAAGCCAUCUUCGAUGAUCGCCUCAAGGCGCGCAUGAGUGGAGCCUUGAAGAGCAAAGUCAAGGACUCGCCCUUCGAGGCCAAACUCAUUGUGAAGAAGGAGCCCUGGUGGACCAAAGUCUCUUGGUUGAAGAACUUGGUGAAAAUGCCAGAGAAGAAGUAUGCCAUCCAAGUGUCUGCCCUCAUGGGUGUCUUCAUCCUUGCCGGCAUCGCCGCUCCUCAGCUUGCUUCUACCACCAUGGGCUUUGGAUUCCUUUCGGGCAUGGGAUUCUUGUACAACCGUGGAACCCCUGAGAUCCGCAGGGACGACGCGGGCAACCCUGGUGAGAUGAGGCCGGCGAAUUAUGGAGCUCUUGGCAAGACUGUUGUGCUGUGCAUGCUGGGCGGCGGUCUGGGCUUCAUGCUCGCCAAUGUGCUCAUGGCCAACGUCGCCCUUCCUGCAUUCUUCGUAGGGGAUGCUAUCGUCACCACCAUGUUCAACCUCGGCAUCUGGUUCACCGCUCUCUUCUUCCAGGUUCAAGACGUCUAG
Molecule: messenger RNA, 723 nt
Organism: Guillardia theta CCMP2712
Lineage: Eukaryota; Cryptophyceae; Pyrenomonadales; Geminigeraceae
Exons: 6
Coding region: 1-723 (240 amino acids)
Cellular component (GO): chloroplast membrane
Source: RefSeq, a predicted model, not a curated record